AUGAUUUGCGUUUUAGAUGAUGCUUGUUUAUCUGCAAAAAAGAUGUGUGAUGGUAUUGCUGACUGUAAGACAGGAGAAGACGAAUAUUUUUGCACACCUGAAGGAUGUAAUGCUAAUUUCCAAUGUAAUGAUGGAAGUUGUAUUCCUUUUUUUGCUGAGUGUAACGGCAAUAUCGAUUGUCCUGGUGGAGAGGAUGAAGGACCUCAAUGUCAAUGUCCUCAUGGUGAAUUUAGAUGUGUCGGUGGAAAAUGUAUUGACUACUCUUUGGUUUGUGAUGGAAAUCAAAAUUGUGGUGUGAGUGACGAUGAAUCAGAUGCAACAUGUGCUCUCACAACACAGCCAAUUACGACAGUACAAACGACCACUGUACCAGCGACCACAGUACCAGCGACUACAGUACCAGCAACUACAGUACCAGCAACUACAUUACCAGCGACCACUGUACCAGCUACUACAAUACCAACGACUACAGUACCAACGACCACAGUACCAGCAACUACAGUACCAGCAACUACAUUACCAGCGACCAUUGUACCAGUUACUACAAUACCAACGACUACUGUACCAGCGACCACAGUACCAACGACCACAGUACCAGCAACUACAGUAUCAGCAACUACAGUAACAGCGACCACUUUACCAACUACUACAAUACCAACCACUAUUGUAUCAGCGAAAACAGUACCAGCGACCAAUGUACCAGCGACAACAGUUCGAGCGACAACAACACAGCCGAUAACUACACAAAUAAAGACAUCGCAACCAACAACAACAGGUACUGAAUAUAACAUUGUCAAGUAA
Mytilus californianus (California mussel) is the source of this 801-nucleotide messenger RNA. Its product is annotated as salivary glue protein Sgs-3-like. Bases 1 to 801 code for a protein of 266 amino acids. NCBI's taxonomy places the organism in Eukaryota, Metazoa, Mollusca, Bivalvia, Mytilida, Mytilidae. Gene Ontology annotation, cellular component: plasma membrane. The transcript is spliced from 4 exons. The record is from RefSeq and is a predicted model, not a curated record. Gene Ontology annotation, molecular function: protein binding.